This is a messenger RNA of Aethina tumida (small hive beetle), 1308 nucleotides long. RefSeq names its product guanine nucleotide exchange factor DBS-like. Gene Ontology annotation, cellular component: cytoplasm. Gene Ontology annotation, molecular function: guanyl-nucleotide exchange factor activity. The transcript has 3 exons. Bases 190 to 1179 code for a protein of 329 amino acids. Lineage: Eukaryota; Metazoa; Arthropoda; Insecta; Coleoptera; Nitidulidae. The record is from RefSeq and is a predicted model, not a curated record.
UCAGUACUACAUAAACAGGCAAAUAAGAUUUCAAUUUUUAUUAUAUGUAAUGUGUAGUUAUAAUUACCGCAUACAAUUAAACAAUUAAGAUAAGAUGGCAUAUUUAAACAUUGAUAAGGACAUCAAUUAUUUUCGUCACAAACCGGCUCUUAAAAAGGUGAAUAGUGUAAGUGAGUCCUUAGGUGAAACAUGAAUGAAAAAUACAGAUCAGUUAUUAAAGAGUUUAAAACAAAACGUAACGAAACACGAAACAAGAAACCUGCCACUGAAACAUUAAGUAAGACACAAAGAUGUGAGCAAAUUGGCCAGAUUAUUCAAGAAUUAUUAACUACAGAAGAGGACUACAUAAACAUUUUAAUUGUGAUCAAUUUUGGUUACAAGAAAAGAUCUGAAGACUUGACAGUUGUGCACUUAUUGCCAGAUAACUUUGAGGACAAAUUCAAAACCAUUUUCUUCAACACCGACAAACUAUUGAAGUUUCACGAAGAACUCCUUGAAGAACUAGAUAAGUGUGCACACUCCACAGACUUACUAGCUAAAUGUUUUAUACGAAGAGAAAGACACAUGGCAGACCUGUACAUCGACUUCAGCAUGAACCAAUACAACUGCAACGCAACAGUAAAACAUCCUGAGCUGCAACCGUUCUUCCAAACAUGUCGAACCAACCUAAGGCUGACCCAGAAUCUGAACGUACACCUGUUCGAGCCCAUUCAGAGGAUCAUCAAGUACAGACUGCUGCUCGAAGACAUGCUGAGAAAGACCCACAAUCAACACUUAAACAACGCCCUCAAUUGUAUCUACAACACGCUGCGCAAUGUCAACGAAAGCCUCAGCUGCCCAUUGCACGGUCUGCCCCAGGAGCUGCUGGAGAAAGGGAAGGUGAUACUGCAGGGGAAGUUUAAGGUCCAACCAACUCACGACAAAAGCAUCUUCAAGCGCACCAAGAAGCAUGUGUUUUUGUUUGACAACGUUAUCAUCGUCAGUACUGAUAAACAUCUGGUAUUUAAGUACGACCAUCAUUUAAGUCUGGCUCAAGUUGGUGUUAGCAGGAGCGUUGGAGGAGCAAGGGAAUUCUUACUUAGUGUGAAAGGGGAGGACAAGGGGUUUGUGUUUAGGGCCCCAACAGAAAUGGACUGCAAAGUUUGGCUAGAUAAAAUCAGUGACAAAGUCAUCAAGUAGAAGUACUAAGUGAUAGACUUACACGAACGUGGCAUGUGAUGAUAAUCUGUGAUAAUUUUAAGUAACUGGAUGCUGUGGAUCUAGAUUGUCGAUAUUACAAAUAAAUAAAAACAAUUAUACAUAACUGUU